Molecule: messenger RNA, 1047 nt
Organism: Peronospora farinosa
Lineage: Eukaryota; Oomycota; Peronosporomycetes; Peronosporales; Peronosporaceae
Source: the annotation of a GenBank genome assembly
AUGCUUUCGAUUAUUAACAAGGGUCUCAGUGCCCAUGGAAGACGCUCUAUGAGUACCAUCCGAUACUCUGAAUUUGGUCACCCACUUACUGUCCUCAAGACCGAAGGAGAUGAAAAGGAUGUCGCACCAGCCAAAGGCCAAGUUUCGCUCAAGUUUUUAGCUGCACCGAUCAAUGUAGCCGACUUGUCGCAGAUCCAGGGAGCUUAUGGUAUUAAACCUAAACUCCCGGCUGUGGCUGGGAACGAAGGUGUAGCCAUUGUCACGGCUGUCGGUACUGGGGUCACGAAUGUCAAAAUUAACGACCGAGUGAUCCCUACGAGUGCUAGCUUUGGUACGUGGCGUAGCAAAGCUGUGGCGGAGAGUACCGAUGUGAUGAAAAUUUCAGACAAAAUCAAGAUUGAGGAUGCAGCGACGCUGACUGUAAACCCUUCGACGGCUUACCGUAUGCUGGCUGACUUUGUGACGCUCAAGAAGGGUGAUGUGGUGAUUCAGAACGGUGCUAACAGUGCUGUCGGCCAGGCUGUGAUUCAGUUGGCUGCUUUGCGGGGCAUCAAGACUAUCAACAUUAUUCGUGAAGACGGCGACUACGACGUGACGGUGCAACAUUUGAAGAGUCUGGGGGCUACCGUUGUGUGUACUGCUGAUUACAUGGGCUCGGCCAAGUUCAGGGAGAUGACCUCGGACCUGUCAGCACCAAAGCUUGCCCUGAACUGCGUGGGCGGAAAAACCAGCCUUGAGAUGGCAAAGGUACUGGCGAAGAAGGGUGUGCACGUCACGUACGGCGGUAUGAGCAAGGAGGCUGUUGCCGUAGGCACGGGCGCGCUCAUCUUCCACGACAUUACGCUCAAGGGCUUCUGGCUCAGUCAGUGGGUCAAGGACUCGACAAUCGAGGAGCGUGCUGCUAUGUUGUCGGAGCUUGCUGGUCUCGUGGAGGCUGGUAAGCUGCGAACUUGGAUUCAGACAUAUAAGUUCGCGGACUUUGACGACGCUCUCCACGCUGCUGUAAACCGCACAACGAAGCGCAAGGUCGUCCUACUCAUGGACUAG